Oncorhynchus mykiss (rainbow trout) is the source of this 18151-nucleotide messenger RNA. Its product is annotated as protein bassoon. Gene Ontology annotation, biological process: presynaptic active zone assembly; protein localization to synapse. Gene Ontology annotation, molecular function: structural constituent of presynaptic active zone; metal ion binding. Gene Ontology annotation, cellular component: axon; cytoskeleton of presynaptic active zone; glutamatergic synapse. The record is from RefSeq and is a predicted model, not a curated record. NCBI's taxonomy places the organism in Eukaryota, Metazoa, Chordata, Actinopteri, Salmoniformes, Salmonidae.
GGAUGAGCAGCAUCGCUGAGUUCGCUCCUCUGAGCUUUCUAUGUUAAUAUAAUUAUAAAAACUAUCGAAUAAUACAAUUAGUCUCCUUGGUCUCCUAACCAGAGACGAUGGGCAACGAAGGAAGCAUCGAGGGAAGCGGACAACCCGGAGAACCGGGCUCCAUCUCUAUGGUUGGAGCUCCCGGUUCGUUUUCAGCACCGGGCUCUGGACAGCACAUCAAGCCCGCCAAUGGUGCUGUUGCCGGGGGAGGAAUGGGUGGCGGACCGGGGAUGAAUAGGGUUCCUAUGGGGAGUCCUAAACCUGGGAUGCAGCUUGGCUAUGGAGGGAUGGCUGGAGGAAUGGGUGGAGGAGGAGGUCAGAGACUGGCCAACCAAGAGAGCCACAGGCCGUUGCAGCAAUCUAGCUCAGGCCCCGACCAUGGCUCUGGCCCAGGCCCAGGUCAGGGCCAUGGGCCAGGGAUGGGUGCUGGGAUGGGUUCUGGGAUGGGUGGCGGUCAUGGUCAGCAUGUCCAGAGCCCCGGUCAGCCCGGUCAGCACGCCUCCAGACGAAACCUCCAGGUGGACUUCAGCAGCUCGGGAGGCCGGACGGGUCGCUCCUCCUCAGCGUCUCCGGACCGGGGGAUCACCCCCACCUCGCCCUACUCGGUGCCUCAGAUCGCCCCCAUGCCCGUCAGCAAGCUGUGCCCCCUCUGCUCCACCACAGAGCUGACCAAUCCGCCGGCCCUGCCAAACUACAACACCUGCACACAGUGCCGCUCCACCGUCUGCAACCAGUGUGGCUUCAACCCCAACCCCCACCUCACAGAAGUACAGGAGUGGCUUUGUCUCAACUGCCAGAUGCAGAGGGCCUUGGGCAUUGACAUGACCACCCCACGCUCCAAGAGCCAGCAGCAGAUCCACUCUCCAUCCCACCAAGCCAAACCCAUAGUCCAGCCACCACCUGUUCAGCCAGCUCAGCCAGCAGCCCAGCCAAAACCCCAGCCUCAGCCCCAGGCCCAGCCCCCACCACAGUCAAAACCCCACUCCCAGCCCCAGCACCAACUCUACGGUCAAUCCCAGCCCUAUGGUCAAUCCCAGCCCCAGGCCCAGCCCUAUGGUCAAUCCCAGUCCCAGCCCUAUGGACAAUCCCAAUCCCAGCCCUAUGGACAAUCCCAAUCCCAGUCCCAGCUCUAUGGUCAGUCCCAGCCCCAGUCCUUUGGCAAAACUCCGCCCCAGCCCUAUGGCCAAUCCCAGCCUCAGCAACAGCCCUACAACCAAACUCAGCCCCAGCCACAUGGUCAAUCUCAGACCUAUGGCCAUUCCCAGCCCCAGCAACAGCCCUAUGGUCAAUCCCAGCCCCAACAACAGCCCUACAGCCAAACUCAGCCUCAGUCAUAUGGUCAAUCCCAACCCCAGCAACAGCUCUACGGCCAAAACCAACCUCAGCCCCAGCCAUAUGGUCAAUCCCAGCCCUAUGGUCAAUCCCAGUCGCAGCACCAGCCUCAGGCCAAACCCCAAGCUCAGCAUCAGCCACAGACCUCUCCUGGCCUACAGAGACACCCUAUACCCGGCUCUGCUUCCCUGCCUGGGUCAACGACAAGCUCCCCCCAGCACAUCCCAUAUGGCCAGAGAGGGCCUGGAGGUCCCGGCCAGCCCCGAAUUCCCCAUCCUGGGGCAGUCCCCCUUGUGGGCAUGGCCAAGGCACCCUCCCAGCCAGACCUGGGCCGAGGCUCCCCGCAGCACCAGGGCGGCCGCCAGGCCGCCAGCGCCGGCUCGUCGCCUUCCCAUCGGCCCGCCGCUCCCCAGGGGCAACCGCCCCAGGACGGCCUGACCAAACUGUUUGGCUUUGGGGCAUCGCUCCUCAACCAGGCAGCCAGCACCCUGGCCUCUGUGGACCCCCUCUCAGGGACACCAUCCACCCAGCCCUCCCCUGCCAGGGGUGGGCCUUCCAACAAACAACAAGGACCUCCUGGUGCCAAACCAUUCCAGACGGGUGGCCCUCAUGCACCCCCGAUGGGUGGCCCGCAAGCACCCCAGAUGGGUGGCCCUCAUGCACCCCCGAUGGGUAGCCCGCAAGCACCCCAGAUGGGUGGCCCACAAGCACCCCAAAUGGGUGGCCCUCAUGUAGCGCAAAUGGGUGGACCCCACACACCAACUCAGAUUGGUGGCCCGUAUGCACCACAAAUGGGUGGCCCACAUACAUCAACUCAGAAAGCACCCCAACAGCAGCAAUCACCUGUGCAUCAUCAGAAGGGACCACAGCAACAACAGCAACAGCAGCAGCAGCAGCCGGCCAGACAGGAGCCCGUUCCCAAGCCGGUGGAGCCCGAGAAGCCCAAAGUCAAAUGCCCCCUGUGUAAAACGGAGCUCAACAUCGGCAGCACCACUGAGCCGCCUAGCUACAACUCCUGCACCCAGUGCCACACUCAGGUCUGCAACCUAUGUGGAUUCAACCCCGCGCCUCACCUGGAGAAGAAAGAAUGGCUCUGUCUGAACUGCCAGACCCAGCGACUGAUGUCUGGAGGGCUCCGGGAUCCCUCUCCUGUAUCUCAUCCGUCUCCAAAGCACCAACCAUUGGGUUCUCCACGCCACCAGGCACUGGCCAGUCAGCAGCCUGUUCAGCAGCCACCCUUCCAAAAAUUCACCAAUCAGCAGCAGGAAGGGCCGAGACAGAUGCAGCCGCAACAGCAGAAGCCCCAGACAGCCCUGGGGAGUGGACCUUUUGAACCAACUGCAGCGAAGCAACCUGGAGACACAAAGGCCCCUGUCCAGGCCACACCUACACCUGCAAUCGAGCCCCUGAAACAUCCGAAGGGCACGGAAGAGACUACGCCAAAACCAGAGAAGUUGGUGGAACCCGCCAUAGACACCAAACCGACUCAGAAGAAGGGAGAGCCAAUCACACCAAUAAAAGAGAUAAAGAAGUCAAGAUAUGAUGAGACCAAGAACAGCACUCAGGACCUGUCGCGGAGCCCCCAGAGCCUGAGCGACACGGGCUACUCCUCCGACGGCAUCUCCAGCUCCCACAGCGAGAUUAUCGGCCUCAUCCAAGAGGAGGAGAUGAAGCUGAGCGAGAGGGGCAUCAGCGAGCGUGGCAGCCCCCCCAGCCCCUCCGAGAUCACCAAGCUGGAGAGCUCCAUGAGGCCCCUGCUGGAGUGCAAGACCGUGCCAGUUGAGGAGAGGGAGCGCGAAAGGGGCCGAGGCCGGCACCACCGAGAGCAGAGACCCCGGUCGCUGUCCAUCACCCCGGAGGCCUAUGACUCUGAUGAGGAGCUGGAGGACAUUGUGGAAGAGGAGGAGGAGGACGGAGGAGACUGGGAGUCCAAACAGGAGCACAAGAACAGUGCCGCUCCCAAAGAGGAGAAGAAGGUGGCCGAGCCGGAGCCGAUGACAGAUGAGGAGUUCAUGAGGAGGCAGAUCAUGGAGAUGAGCGCUGACGAGGACAACGAGGAAGAGGAGGAGGACGAGGAGGACGAGGAGGACGAAGGCUACGGCUACCAAAAACCUAAAAAAACACACAAGCAUAUCUCAGAGUUGACGAAAGAGAAGCGCCGCCUCUCUCACCAGUCCAGCAGCUUUGAGGAGGACACCAAAAGCUCCAGCGACAUCUACAAAUGUUCUGCGGAGGAAGGAGAGGAGGGGGGUCUGGGGGGCCUGCGCCGCUUCAAGACAAUCGAGCUCAACAACACCAACAGCUACAGCCGCGACAUGGAGCUCAACAACGAGAACGACCUCAGCCUGGACCGAGAGCCCGAGUUGGAGAUGGAGAGCCUGACUGGGUCUCCCGAGGAGCGCUCCAGGGGUGAGUACUCCUCCACCCUGCCACCCACCACCUCCAGCUACAACUCUGGCACCUCCCCCACCUCCAUCUCCUCCAUGGAGGAAGACAGCGACAGCAGUCCCAGUCGCAGGCAGAGACUGGAGGACGCCAAGCAGCAGAGGAAGGCCCGCCACCGCUCCCACGGCCCCCUGUUGCCCACCAUUGAGGACUCCUCGGAGGAGGACGAGCUGAGAGAGGAGGAGGAGCUGCUGCGGGAGCAGGAGAAGAUGAGGGACCUGGAGCAACAGAGGAUCCGCAGCACGGCCAGGAAGACCAAAAGAGAUAAGGAGGAGCUGAGGGCCCAGAGACGCAGGGAGAGAUCCAAGACGCCCCCCAGCAACCUCUCCCCCAUCGAGGAUGCCUCCCCUACUGAGGAGCUGCGACAAGCUGCGGAGAUGGAGGAGCUCCAUCGAUCCUCUGCCUCAGAAUACUCCCCCCAGAGCCUUGACUCAGAGGCUGAGGGAUACGAGUCUAAACUCUACAAGUCUGGCAGCGAGUAUAACUUGCCCACGUUCAUGUCUCUGUACUCUCCUACUGAGAAGUCGUUGACAACUUCAACCACCACCGCGCCUUCCAGCAGCAAGCCCCUGAAGAGUGCUGAGGAGGUGUAUGAGGAAAUGAUGAGGAAAGCCGAGUUGCUGCAGAAACAACAGAAACAGCAACAGCAGCAGCAACAAGGAAGACACAACAGUGCAUAUGAGGAAGACACGAAUGGCCAACAGUAUGAAGAUGAGUAUGAGUACGAGCAGGCUGAGACUAGUUAUGAAAACGAGGCGGCAGAGACAGGAGGCAUCUACGAAGAGAUCCGCCAGACCUCCCAAAACAUCACUAAGAUGCAUCAAUCCUCAGCCCUGGAGUUACAGCAGCAGGCAGACAAGCAGGUGGAAAUAGACGAGAGUACCUAUCCAGAUAAGCAGCUUUUAGAUACAGGGUCGGCCUUCGCUAAGCUGCUUGAGCAGACCAAUGACCUGUUGACUCCUGGCAACAGCCCCACUCAGCUCUCUGCACCUGUGACUUUCUCUGAGGCUGGAGGAAGGAUCCCUGAUGUACGGGUGACACAACACUACUCCAAAGAUGUCCAUAAAGCCGGGAUGAAGAGUCAGAUGGGUAAAAAUGGCAUUACUCCAGUGGCGGCCGCCACCACAAUAGCAGCCUACGGGGUUUAUUCCCGGGAUGCAGUGACCAUCCCUCACACAAGCGCUAGUCAAACGAUGACGACCACCCAAUCCAUCAUGUAUGGUCGACAAACUGGAGGACCUGCCACUUCAACCACAACCAUCUCAAAUGUGUGCAGCAAGAUAGCGGAGAUAACACAGGCUUACAGCCAGAGAGAGGUAGUUGCGAGGAGGGUGGGCGAGAGCCGAGGGGUCCAAGCUAGAGAGAGUGCGACAUCUUCAGAGCAUGUCAUAGAGCCCCACUCGCCAAAGAUGUACUCGUACUACAAGAGCUCCAGCCCCCCUCUGUCUCCCUCUGCCUCGCCCACCGAGAGCCCAAGUCGCUCACCCUCCAGGAGGGCCGAGAUAUCCACUCAGACAUUCAGCCCAGGCAUAGGGGCUCUGUCGGCUGGCUCGGGGCCCACCUCCCCAGUGAUGGCCCAGGGGACACAGACAUCUCAAAGGGCCGUAUCCCCACGUCUCUUCAGACAGCAAUCCUCCCAGCAUGCCCCCUACAUGGUCGCAAACUUGGAGCCCACAAGCUCUGCCAAACCAAUGACGGUCAACACUGCCACGUCACCUUUAUCCUCGCCCACCAGAUUCACCCGACAGUCAACAUUUGACAGCUACUCUCCACAGGCCAGUCCGCCAGACACCCCUCCAUACCACCAGUCUCCUCAGCACAGCUUCUAUAGGAUGCAGAAGGUGGAGAAGGUCAGUGUUGGAACCAGCAUGGUCACCACAGCUAGCACCUACAGCCGUGGUUCCAUGUCUAUGGACAACAUCUCUCUCUGCAGGAUCUCCAGCAUCCCGGGGACCUCGAGUGUUGAGCCGGGCCAGAUGAUCUAUGGUGGGAGUGUGGUGGAUCUGAGAACAGUAGAUCUGAGAACAGCCACUAACGCAGCUCCCUUUUUAAUGACUGCCCAUGGCAUGGAUCUUACCUCCCUGGCCACAGAAACACGCAAAUACUCCAGCGGGAUUGAGGGGAGCCACCCCUCCACUAUCAUCCAGCCCCUCAUCAUGAACCUGAACACCCAGCAGCAGCCCCACGUAAUGGUAUCCACUGCAACCACGAUGAGCGUCACGGUGGCCGCCUCCAUGUUCAUAUCGCAGCCCCAACAGCCCAUGGUCUAUGGGGACCCUCUACAAAACAGAGUUGACCUCGGUCAGGGCAUGGGCUCAGCCAUGUGCCUGUCACAGAACAAACCACCUCCCACUGACCCAUCUAUCCCCAAGAUCGACGCCAAGCUGGAGGACCUGAGCAUCCAGCAGCAGCAGCUUCUCCAGCAGCAGCAAAAGCUCCAACAGCAACAGCAGCUCUUGGAGCAUCAGCUCCAGCAACACCACCAGAUGCAGCAGCAGUCCUCCGUAGCUCGGUUCAACCUACCAGGCCAGAUGACGCUGCUCAAGAAAGACCUUCUGGUCAGCCAAACCAGCAAUACCCCAGCCGUGGUCAGUACUAUAUCCCCUGCCGUUGCACCUGAUAUCUACGGCACUGGAGGUUCCCUGGAGCUGAAGAGCAAACCAACCCCGGCAGGUGUGAUGCACCUGGCUGGGGGUGGGCCUCAUGGCAUGAUGGUCCAAAUGGAUGGGGCUCCACAGGGAGGACCAGUGACCCAGCUGGUGAAGACAGAGGAGGGCCAGGAUGCCGUGGACCUCACAGGGGGGCAGAUCAAAGCUGAGAACCAACCAGCUUGCUGUGAUGUCGUGUACCGCCUCCCAUUUGGAGGUAGUUGCGUUGGCGGACCAUUUUCCCAAAAGCCAAAUGUUGAUGAGAAAGUGGCCACUCAAGAGCCAAGACCACACUCUGUGCCACCACUCUCUUAUGAGUCGGACCAGGAGGGCCAGUAUCAGGAGUUUUCUAUGGACGGGCAUAAAGCCUACACAUUACCGUUCCCUGGCCGGCUACAGCCCUCGAUGUCUGACACCAACCUAGCAGAGGCCGGACUCCAGUCCUACCACUCCAAGAUGGACCCACACUUCCAGACCUCUGGAGAGCUGGCUGUGGACCUCAGCACCAUGAAACACACCUAUGAGGGUGGAUUCCUCGGACUGGGCAUGCAGUAUGGCUCUUACACUGACCUACGCCAUGGAGGUGAUAUCACUGCAACUGCCCUGCCCAUACGCAGAUUUAACUCCCUGACAAACAUCAGCUCUGACUACGGCUACUCCCCCCGAGACCUCGCUAACUUCCAGGAGUCCAACCUGGCCCAGUACAGUGCCACCACUGCCAGAGAGAUCAGUCGAAUGUGCGCUGCCCUCAACUCAAUGGACCGCUAUGGGAGCAACCCAGAGCUUAUGCAAUACGGUGUAGGCAGAGGAACAGGUCCAGGUGGCAGGCUUAACUCUAUGAGACAAAAUAUGCUCUAUGGACCUGACGGGAAGCCAAUCUCUCACACCCAAGCGCUCACCAACAUGAUCAAUGCCAGGCAAGCCAGCCUCCGAGCCAUGUACCCGUCUGCCAUGAGGUCUGCUGAUGGGAUGACUUAUUCUACCAUCAACACACCCAUCGCCUCCACCUUGCCAAUCACUACCCAGCCUGCCUCAGUGCUGCGCCCACUAUUAAGUGGAGUGUACAGGCCUUUACCCACAGCCAAUAUGACACCUGUGCCUCUGGCCAGCCUCACCAGGAUGCCUGUGAACCCACGGAUGCCUAUGUCUGGACAGGCCCCAUACCAUUAUCCGGCUCCCAACGUCUUCCCAUCUACGACGUCGACCCCUGUGAGCAUGCCUGCCACCGUCAACACCACUCAGGAUGCCCCAAUCUUCCUAGGGAAGCCCUCUGUGACAUCAAGUGGAUCUGAUCCCCCGUAUCAAUCUCCUGUUGCCCAUACAUCAGCCUCAGUGAGCUUGCCAACAGAGUCCGAGCAGCAGCCCAUAAACCUGACCCAGGCUCACCUCCACACUCAGGCCCCAGGGCAGCCCCAGGUCCAGCCUCAGAACCAACCCCCAGCUCAGCCACAGCACAUGCAACCUCAAUUCCACCCUCAGGGCCAGCAUCCACCCCAGAGCCAGCCACCUCCGGCCCAUGCUUACCCCCCAACACAAAGCUACACUGGGCCCCAGAGCAGCACCCUGCCCCAUCACCCAACCCCACCCUCCAGCGGCCCUGUCAACCCGGAGACCGAGACUGAGGAGGAGAGGAUGCACCGCCAGCAGGAGCAGCUUCUGCAAAUGGAGCGGGAACGCGUGGAGUUGGAGAAGCUGCGUCAGCUGCGUCUGCAGGAGGAGCUGGAGAGAGAGCGCAUGGAGCUGCAGCGGCACCGUGAGAAAGAGCAGAUGCUGGUGCACAGGGAGAUUCAGGAGCUUCAGACCAUCAAGGAGCAGGUCCUGCAGCAGCAGCAGGCUGAGAGGGAGAACCAGCUAGUGAUGCAGAAGGAGCAGUUGGCCCAGCAGAAAGCCCAGCUUGACCAGAUCCAGUCGCUGCAGCAGCAGCUCCAGCAGCAGCUCGAGGAGCAGAAGCGGCAAAAGACUGCUGCAGCUGCUGCUGCAGCCACCGCAGCCGCUCAGUUGGACCAGAGCGGCCAGAUGCUGCAGCCCUACGGAAACCAAAUGGGUUUCAGGUCCCUGCCCAACUCCUCCUCAGACAUGUGUCUAAGGAACAACAAGGAGCAGAUGGAGACCAGGACCAACAUGAGAAAGCAGAACUCCACCUCCAUGCCCCGACUGAGGGAUGGAAUGGAGGGUGAGAGCGUUGAGUUCUACGGAGCCCGGAGGAUCGUGGACAGUUGUGUUCAGACAGACGAAGAAGACGGUGAGGAGAGGUACAUCAUGUCUAGGCGCAGACGCAACAGGCGCAGCGUGGACCGUAGCGUCCAAACCGACGACGACGAGGAGAAAGUGGAGUGGGAGCAGCCUGUGAGACGCAGACGCUCACGCUUCUCCAGGCACUCGGAUGCCGGGGCCGACCACAAGACUGAUGCAGCCUCCAAGACGGCCACCUCAUCCAGCAUCGCCAUUCAGACCAUUCGAGACUGCUCCUGCCAGACCGAAACAGACCAGCUGGGGAAGGUGUCCCCGGCCAUCCACGUCACUUUGCCAGACCCAAACAAAGUGGAGAUCGUCCACUACAUCUCAGGCCCUGAAAGGACCCAGAAAGGCCAAAGCCUAGCCUGCCAAACAGAUGUGGAGGCCCAGUCUCAGGGCGUGGUGGUGCCACAGCUCAGCGUGCCCACCACUAUCAACCCCUACUCCACGGGUAUCCAGCUGGUUGCCUCCGCCGACCUGCGGCAGCAGCAGAACAGGAGGAGGUCUGACCCCAUGGAGAUCAGCUACCAGACCCAGACCCAGCCCAUGAACCACCUCCACAACGAGUCCCUCUCCAGCCUGAUCCGUCAGCCCCCCAAGUCCCCCCAGGUGCUCUACUCCCCUGUGUCCCCUGUCUCCCCCCACCGCCUGCUGGAGACCUCGCUUUCCAGCGGCGGGCUGAACAAGGCCCAUGUCACUCCCCAGCAGAAGGCCUACACAGCCGAGUCACCCCAGCGCCACCCCAGCAUGCCCCGCCCUAUUAAGAACACACAGAGGUCCAUGUCUGACCCCAAGUUGCUGAGCCUCACCACUGACGAGAACACUAAGGCCAGGCUAAACCUGUACCAGCAGCAAGCUCUUCAGAGCCAGCUUGCUGCCCUGCAGCAGAGCGCUCUGAGGAAGGUGAAGAGGACCCUGCCUAGCCCCCCUCCAGAGGAGAGCCACCUCCCCACCAUCACCCCGGCCCUCCCCCAAAUGUACAUGCCCGCUGUGCCCUCCCUGAGGGCCGGGUCCAGGCCAGGUCUGGCAGCCAAAGCCAGCCUGCUGAAGGACCUCACCCACGAGCUGAAGGCAGUGGAGCAGGAGUCCACCAAGCUCCGCAAGCAGCAGCAGGAGCUGGAGGAGGAGGAGAAGGAGAUUGAUGCCAAGCUGCGCUACCUGGAGCUGGGCAUUCAUCAGCGCAAGGAGACCCUGGUGAAGGAGAGGGAGAGGAGGGAUAUGGCCUACCUGCGCUGCAUGGGCGACCCGCGAGACUACAUGUCAGACAGCGAGCUGAAUAACCUGCGGCUGGCGGCGGCGGUAGCUUCCUACGAGAGCAACGGGGUGCUGACCAGACCCAGCACAGCACCACUGAGCCAGUACACCAGUGACCUCAACACAGCCGCCCAGUUCCCUCCCAUCUCCUCCUUCGUCUCCUACCAGUCAUACCACCCCCAGAGCCAGCCAGCUCCAGCACCCCAGCCUGGCACCCCUUACCAGACCGCAGCCUUCAACCAGCCCCCCUACCCUUCAGUGUCCCAGGCAGCAGCUCUUCCCCAGCCCACCCCCCUGCAGACCCAACAUCUUCCCCCAUCCUACCAGACCCAGGGGUCCUUCCCCUCCCACACAUACCCCCAGAGCCAGCCCCCCUACCCGACAGAGCAGGGUGUGCAGCCACUGCUCCAGCAACAGCAACAGCCAAGCCACCAGGGGUUCCAGCCUGCCCAGCCUGGCCAACCUCCCUACCCCACCAACACCUCUCCAUACCCCAGCCAGCUGUCCUACCCAGCUGGCCCUAGCCAGACCACUCCCUACCAGCCCCAGGCAGACAUCCUCACUGUUCAUCAGAGACCCAGACAGACCUCUCUGGCUGACCUGGAGCACAAGAUGCCCACUAACUAUGAGGUCAUAAGCAACCCCACUGUAGUGGUGACCACCACAGCCCAAGAUGCCAUCUACUCCUCCUCCAGUGGGGCGCCCCCAUACGGACAGUAUACUGGUGGUACCCCUAUGACCAACACUUAUGGGCCAUACUCUUCUACAGUCUCUAGUACCUAUGGCCAGUACACCACGACAGUUGCCAACACAUACGGGCAGCAGUACACUUCCACCCUGGCCAGUACGUACGGCCAGUAUACCACUACCACAGCUAACACCUACGGCUACACCAACACUACAGCCAGCUCCUACGGCCAGUACACCACCACAGUGGCCAACAGCUACGGCCACGGCACUCCAUCUGACCGUCUGCACUCGGUUGACAGCCCGUCCACCUAUGCACAGGACGGUCUCUACGGCCCAGCCAGCCUGGAGCAGAACAUCCCAAGGAACUACGUCAUGUGCGACGACAUCAGUGAGCUGACAAAGGACGGCCUGGGCGGCAUGGUGGCGGACAUGCAUCGAAGCGACGGUCAUGGUGGACGCUACAUGGGGGAGAGCGGCCCGGCGAGAGGAGGGAGUUCCUACGGCAGGCCGGAGGACGAGCUGAGCAGGGAGGAAGACCCGUACGACCACCAUGGCAGGGGUAAGAGCAGCUACCACCCACGAGGGUCAGAUACAUAUGGCCGAGUAGUGGGCAGCAGCAGCACUAGCAUGGGUGGGGGAUCAUCCUAUUACUAUGAUGACUACACCAAACACGGCGCACAGCGCACCGGGGUCCAGAAGCACGGCUCCAAGAUCCUGGCUCCGGCCGUCAUGUCCUCCAAGCGCAGCAAGCACCGCAAGCAAGGCAUGGAGCAGAAGAUCUCCAAGUUCUCCCCCAUCGAGGAGGCACGUGACGUGGAGGCUGACCUGGCCUCCUACACCAUGAGCACGUCUGGCGGUGGCAGCUGCACUGUAGUGUCCCGGGCCAGGAAGCUGCAGGACGACAUGGCCUACAGCCUGAGGAAGAGUGCCUAUGAGCAGAAGAGAUACUCCUAUCCCGAGGAGGACGAGCGCAUGUACUACACAUCGGGCCGUUCACGCUCCACAGGCUAUGGCAUGGACAAGAUCUCGUCCCGGGACUAUGCCGGCUACCGCAGCCGCUCCUAUGAGAGAGAUGGGGACAGGGAUCGCUCGUCGUACAGGGCGGGAUACAGCCGGGGCAGACCCCCCAUGCGCUCCCAGUAUUCGGAGGAGGAGAGCCUGCUGAGCUCCAUGGGUGUUCAUGUGCGGGCCUCCUCCCUGGGCCCAGAGCUGUACGACAGCCGUAGUAAUCAGUAUUAUGGCCAGUACGGCUCCAGCCACUCCCUGCCUGAUGUGCAGGACCACAUGAGAGACUUGCCCCGGACUCACGUCUACAAACCAGACGAUUCUUACAUUAUAGACGAUAUGCAUUGCGCUGUUUCGGACAGCGAAGCCUACAAUCUUGGCCAAGAGGAGACAGACUGGUUUGAGAAGCCCAGGGACCUGCGCUCCGGCUCCCGUCACUACGGCAGUGGAGGCCACUCCUCGUCCGGCCGCAGCCGCCACGUCAAGCACACCUACCAUGACUACGACGAGCCCCCAGAGGAGGACCUGUGGCCCCAGGACGAGUAUGGCCAAGCCCGUCACUCCUCCUCCUCGCGGGACCACCGCCCCCAUGGCAGCAGCUCCGGGAGACACUCCUCUACGUCCCGCCACUCGGACGAGCCUCGCUCCUCUCGCUCCUCCAAGGGCCAUCCCAAAGACCCGUCCAUGCGCCACGACUCCCGCCAGUUGUCCUCGUCGGGAAAGAGGGGCGACUCCCGCUCCCAGGGGGGGUAUCACUCGUCAGACUACUCCAGGGACCCGUCGGGCCACCACCACAGCCAGGGCCGCUCCUCCAAGUCCUCGUCCUCUCACGACGGGCGGACUUCCUCCAGGAAGCAGCAGGACCUCCAGGGCCACCCUUCUUCUACCUCCAGGGGCCAGGGCAGCUCUGGACGUGGGCAGGGCUCCACCAGUGGGCCUCCAGGCUCCAGGGGACAGGGUCCUACCUCCCAGCAGGAUGGGCUGCAGCCAGGUCAGCGCACCCAGCUGCAGCAGCAGCCCCAGACCUCGGCGGCACGGCAGACAGGCACCAUCCCUGCAGGCACCACUCCUGGGGGCCAGCAGCCUCUGGGCCCGGGCCAAGCCCAGCAGGGUCUACAGGCGAAGCCUGGUCAGCUUGGUCCUGGUCAGGCCAGUCGCCAGCCACAGGCAGGAGGCGCACUGGGGCAACUGCCACCAACUGUGGCACCUGUCGCAAACACACCCCCUGUGACUGCCAUAGGGGCCAAAGCUGUCAUAGGAGGGGCGGCCCAGCCUGCAAAAACACCUCAACCCCCACUCACAGGAAUAGGCUCCAAGGCCGCCCCUAGACCCGGUGGCAUUGGGAGCGCGGCAGCGGGUCAACCUGGGAUGGAGGGGGAGAGUCUCCUCUCCAAGGUCCUACCAGGAAACCCUGCGGAGGCAGCAGGAAAACUCGGAGAAGCUAUCUCCGGUUUCGGCAAGAAGUUCACCUCGUUGUGGUGAGGUGUUGAGAUGAGGGUAUCUGUAAAUGUUAUGGAGGAUGUCGUGAGGCUUCGUACCAGAAAAACCUAGGAAGACCCCCGCUUUGUUUUACUGUGAGAGAGAAGGAGGGUGGGACAAAUACAGCGACCAAGAGAAGAUAUCUGAGCGCACCGCCAAUGAGGACAGGAAUCAAUGGAUGCUGCAUGUCCCCGGUCUACGCACACAAUGGGAGAGAAACCAUGCUGAUUUCUCUGGCCGGCCAGACAAACGGUUUGAGGCCCCCAGACUGCAAUGCCCCCAGCCAAAGAACAAGGACACUGACACCUGAGCCCCCCUGAACACCUAAGCCAUUGGAUUACAAGCCCUGAGGAUCCCUCCAGAGAGAGGCUAGCUGGAUAGAGAGCCUGAUCCCUGCCACUAUCUGGGUCUUCAUCACCAGGAUGUCACUCCUCAAGGACCAUCACCUCCCAAACAGCCAUUAUCCUUUGGGGAAUGGGCUCCUAUACUAAGGAAUACUCCACCCAGCUGCUCUGUAGGAGGAUGGGAAGGGGCCACAGUACUGUGACCCCGCAACACGCUAAUGAUGCUAUCCUCUAGUCUGUGGGCUGUUGUGCUGCUGCCUGCUGGGGUUCGUAACAGACGUGGCCGUGGUGGCAUGGUAGGAUCCUUGAUUCCGUAAACCUGUGCUCAGAUUAAAAACACACAGUCACACUCUCCUCUCAUCUCUGAAAAAGAAAAGAGAAGAACAGGUUUUUCUGGUACUAAAGACCUCCUGUUUAAUUUGGAUGCUGAGAACUUAGGAGAGAAGAAGAAAAGACAAUAAGGAUGACUAGGUUGACAGAAGCUAGGAGGAAGUCUCCACAGUUUGCUCAGUUUUUUUCUCUACAUUCCAGAAUGGAAAAAGGCCCCGUUUUUUUUAAUGCUGACUCGUUCGUUCCAUUUCUUCCCCUCUUGCGAUGUGUCUAAGAAGUGUAUUGUGGAUUUAGGAUUUGGAAAUGCAUGGAACUUUCUAUCCAAGACCUUACACUGUUCACCAUUUCAGUCACAGAGGCCAUAAGACAUUGGUUAAUAAUAAUAAUAAUAAAAAAUGAGAGUAAAAAUGUAUCCAAAAGAAGACGAGGAGGACACAACACUGAAUCUGGCCACAGGAUGGGAGAAUCAUCAUUCGGGAGGUUUCGAUUGCACCAUGAGAGCCGAAUGUGGCCAGGUUUGUUUUUUAGCCAUUGCAAAGCCAUUAAUAAGAAAAAACAUCCCCAGAACGUUUGGGUUCCUGGUGUUUCUGAACCUUCCCACAACGUUUGGGUCUCUGGUGGUUGUUUUUUUUACAACUCAAUUUUUUGUUCUAUUUCUGUAUUUGCCUGAUUUUCUGUUACAGGAUAGUGGAUUCGCCUUAAUCAUUCCAUUCUUUUUUAUUUAGAGUAAAGUUACAUCUUAUUUUUUUACUCCAUGUUCUAUCCAUGAAGCUUAUUUUAAUUGCAGACUUUUUUUUAUGUAAUAAUGAUGUCCACUGGAACACUGGCUGCGAGAUUCAUUUAUAUUUUAGGAUUUUGUUUCACUUUUAAAUUUGUAAUCCUUUAUAUUGUGUAUUUUCUCAUACAUUUGUGUGUUUAUGGUGUCCAUAAUCAUUGAUUACGUUAUUUAUUUCUGAUUAUUAAUAAUGAAAAAGCAAUAGUAUGUGGAAGAAAGUUAGUAAAGAGCACAAUCUUGUGUCAUUUUACAAAUCGUUAGUCAGGAAUGUGUUGCCUCUGUGCGAUAAUCUGCUAUCACAUCUUAACAGGGCCACACCUGGGUUGUAUUCAUUAGGCACCAAACAAAAUAAAAAAAACUGACAAACAGGGAGGGACUACCUGAAAUUGUCCAAUAAGAAAAGCUUGUUUUUGUUUUCCGUUGCAAAACGUAUUGCUACGGAAUGCUCUAAUAAAUACAACCUUGUAAAUCCAGUCUGGUAGUUUGGUACUGCCCAGUCAAGGCAUUUCAUAUCUGCCCAUUAUGAUACAUGAGCACUGCAAGACAGCAGAGAGGCACUGAAUACAAACCAGUGCAAAUCACCAUUGUAUCUGACUUGAAGUAGUUUAGCAUUCUUUUGUUGACUGUCAUAAUCAUUGGGUUUUCAUGUUUUCUGGCUUACUACAGACUUUUAACAUCCAAAACACCAUCACAGGGAAAGAUAAACACCUUACAGACAUGGAGUACAUAUUGGCUAUGUGUUUCAAACAGACUGAGGAUGUUAGAUUGGAGAGACACCUACUCUGCACACACUCACAUAUGGCUGCGGGCAACAGUGAUGUAUGAGUUGUGUGCGAGGUAGCAAAAGGUGUUUGGUGGAUUAGACACUGAAGUGUCAAAGAUACAGCACAGUCGGUUGUUUUUUGUCUUUGUAUUUGCGACCAAACUGCAAACCCCAAAAUGUUGACGAAUGUCACGGAAACCUCUCAGGUCAGUGUUCUUCCUGCUGUUCUUUGCAGUGCAGCGUGUGUAGUAGUGUUACUGGUGAUACGCUCAGACGCUAGAGGCCUACUGAUGGGAGCCCAAACGUGAUGUAUAUUCUCUCUUUCUCUUUCUGUGGAUGCUGGAAUCAAGCAUGCUCUGGCAAAACCUCAGUAACAGUCACUUCUGUAUCGUUACGUUCCUGAUGUUUGUAUGUGUGUGAGUACUGUAUGCGUGUGUUUCUCACCAUCCUACUAAAAAACAAACCAUUAUCUGGCAAAUAAAACAAGUGUGUGGUCGACGGCAACUUUUACAUUUCAAACGUUCUAUGCAAUGAAUCAUAUUUGGGUGAAAUAAUAAGGAAGAAACGGAAUACCACAAUCAUUGUCAUGGCUGAGACAAAUACUGCUUCCUUUCAGCAUUCCUGCUACAGAAAUAGAUUGACUUGUUUGUAAAUAGCUACAAUAUGUGUACGUCAGGAAUUUGAUUCAAUGUUUCUUUAGAUUAUUUUUAGUGGCAUGUUUCAGUCCCUUCACUGAAAAUUGGAACCGGUUGCCAACUGGUUAUCUACAUAGGCACCCUAAAAUGGCACACUAUUCCAAUUAGUGUACUAUAGGCUGUCUAUAGGGAAUAAGGUGCCAUUUUUUGAUGCAGAAUAGUGUCAAUGAAGUCUGCCAUCUUAUUGCUUCAAGCAUGGGUUGCUGGGUACAGCGAAUGGUCUUGUACGUACAGUGCUGAAGACCCCAUUUUUGUUGGACGGCCAUGGAUUCCAAUACUUGGCUGCUAGUUUGUGCACUUGUUAUUCCAUAGAAUAGAAUGAAGCUGCUAGACUUAAGCCAAUUAUAUGAAGAGAUUAAAUAUAUCAUUUAUAUAAAUAUGUAAAACAAAUACUAUAUGAUAAAUAUAUAUAUAACACAUAUUCGAGAAAUGACAGGCACUUUUCAUGAUCGAAGGGAAUGACCUGGUGUGUGUACACUGCCACUACCUAUUAACAUACUAUGAUAUUCAAGAAGUUUGAACGUUGAUGGGAGGCUGCUUGUUUCCUUUCAGUGAGCCCACCGAAAACCAUUGCAGGCUAUACCCACUCACCAUUAAUUUGGCUUGAAAGGCUUUAGUGUGAAAAUCCCUUAACCCACAACUCACUCAGUACAGUAACUGCUGUUUCAAGUAUGGGCGAUUAUUUCAAUGUAAAGUUAUUUUUAUAGCAUACUUUAAUGGAAUAUCUAUACACAAAUAUUAUUGUAUCAUACAGAUAGUCAUUGGUACACUGGCGAAAUCCCUAUGAAGUUCAUGGAAUUGAAUGAUGAUCAUAUCAAUAUUGUCCUACUGUUACAAAGGCCUCCUUACAGUAGAUACGACUGGCAUGGAAAGCACCUCACAGGCUGUUAGAACAAACUAGCGACAGAUAAAGUCACUGUCAGUGACUGGAUGAUCAGAUAUGUAAAUGAGAUAGAGAUAAUAAUGAAGUUGUAAAAAAAGAAAACAAUCAAUACUGAUCAAAAUCCAAUUAUGACUUGUUUGUGUUCGAAAUAGUUUGUAACUGUGUUCAAUCACUUUGCCUCAGGAAAGCACACACAAAAUGCACCGUGGUGAAACUAAAUGGGACGUUAAUAUGCAUAGUAGUAAGGGCUUAUUAUUACAAUACUGGUCAAUCAAGAAAGCCAUCUUAUUACUGUCCCAUCCAGUCCUACAUCUACUCUGGAUGGGCUUUGGACCACAGCAUUUUGCCAGGGACAAAUAAAACCCCCAAGUCUUUUUUUUUACGUCAACCAAAAAUUGUGCUUUUAAAGUAGCAUAGCAACUGAGACUAUCUGCCCAUGCUGUGGGUCCUUGUGGAUGGCUAUGCACAGCGAACAACAACAGGACAUUACUAUGGAUGAACAUAAUAGGGUGACAGACAAGGGAAUGCCGGACAAAAAGCGACAAAAAAUCUUUCUCAACCAUCAGGGAGCAGUCAUCUUUCACCUUAGUGAAAAGUAACAAGUGCAUGAGCUAAUGCAGCAUAAAGCCUCUCCUUACAUCUGACAGGCAGGCAGGCAUAUUCACUGUAAAUACCAGUCAGGGUCAUAGACUGCUCUGUACAACAUGUAAAUGUCAUGCUGAACACUAUCACAGGCAUGGAAAGCCACGCAGGCUGACCUUGCCAAACUUGUGUUUUUGUGAAUAAAAAUGACAAAAAAGCAUUGUGUAUGUGGCUGGCUUGUGCAGACUGUUUAAUUAAAAACAAAAAGUUGUAUUCGGAAACAUAUUGGUCUGUGUAGAGUUUCUAUACAUGUUGUGUUUGUAAAACGAGAAGAAAAAACACCUUCCUCAAAAGGGAUAUCCUGGCUUCCAUUAACUGGAUGGAGGUUUGUAAAAAAGAAAAUGUAAUUGAAAAAAGCAACAGAAAAUAAAGACAGAGACCCUAAAUGAAUAAGAUGUUACAUUCACUGUUGUAAGUGCAAUGAGCUAUACUUCAUGUAUCCAUUUAAAAACCUUGUGUAUGUUUCAGUGUAUUCCUGUAAACAGUUGUAGUAGACUUGGUGCAUCAUGUCAUGUAAUGUGAUGAAUGAAAUAAUGACCUUACAAUACAUUUCAAUCAGGAAACGAAUAAAAGAGAAAUACAAAAAAAAAUA